AUGACCGCCAGCGGCGAGAAGGCAAGGGAGAAAGCAAAGAGGACAAAACGCGAGCAUAAGAAGAAGCACGACACUAAACGUCAGGAUAUAGGCGAUGGAAGUUAUGAGAGAAAGACGACAGCUUCGUCGUCCAGCUCGGCCAUUCCGUCAUUAGAGCUUCCAAUGCUUAUGCCCAUACCCGUUGCCGAUCCUCGUCCUGUGGACGUCCUACACCCAAAGCCACGCCAGAUGAACCUGUCUUGUACAAAGAAAUCUGAGAUAACAGGUCAGGAAUACAGGUUUUAUGAUAUUGCCGACAAAGUGAGCAACAGAAACGGGUUCAGGUAUACAUAUGCAAUUGAAGACCUAGGUUUCCCGCACAUUAGAUAUCGGCAAACAGACGUUCCCCCGUACCAUUCACGAUUUAGCUUCGAAGAUUCUCCUGCCUGUAUUACUUUUACAGAAGAUGCCCGAGGAAUAACCACCGGUGAUCCAUGGCAUUCAGCUCGAGCAAACGUUUGCGCACGGGAGGGAACAUACUAUUAUGAAGCCAAGGUGGUAAGCGGAGUGAUGCGAGGCUCACAGCCGGGGCCUUCAGCUCGUGGAAAUAUACGGCUUGGGUUUGCGCGACGUGAAGCCGACCUUGAUGUGAAUGUUGGCGUUGACUGCUACGGCUAUGGUAUUCGGGACGUUAACGGCGAGGUUGUAAACCGAAUGCGGUGCGAGUACUUUUUUCCCAAGGACGAAUCAAUCUGUGAGGGUGAUGUGAUUGGCAUGUUGAUUACCCUCCCGCCACUCGAACUGCACAAGAAGGUUGUUGAAGGGACGUACGAACCGCCGACUGAAGGGGAUGAAAUGGAUGUAGACCAUCCGGCACCUCAGCCAGCACCAGUUAAUUUUAUUCGGGACCGCAUUCCGUUCCACCUAAAAUCCGAUUUUAUGUAUCAGCAGAGCCAUGUCUUUGCUUCGAAACAUCUCCGGGACUAUGCAUUCAACCUCAAAGAGACCCCUACAUAUGGCCCCCCCUCACCCGGCAAUGCAGAAGAUGCAUCCCUUCGAACACUUCCUGGCUCUAGUAUCACCAUCUUCAAGAAUGGGAUUAAAAUGGGAACUCCCUUCGAAAAUUUAUAUGCUUUCCUCCCGCCGGCUUCUCGGUUCGCACAGGCAAGUAAUAACUUGGGCAUAGGCGAGAGAGAGAAUGCAGAUGACGGCAUGAUCGGCUAUUACCCUGCCGUUAGCUGCCAUAAUGGCGGAGCAGUAGACUGUCGAUUUGAAGCUCCUUGGUUUAUUGGCCCUCCUACGGAAGAAUUUCCAAAUGUGAAGCCCUUCGGUGACAGAUUCAACGACCAGAUCUGUGAGGACAUAGUGGCUGAUAUCGUUGAUGAAGUGGAUGCAUUUUGUACUGGAUGGCGGUUGGAAUUACCAGCUACCCACGCAGCUGGCGGCACAAAUGCUUCUACCCCGGUUCCUUCAAACCUGCGAGAGGCGAGCGUAGCAAGCGCUCCUACGAGUAUGGCCAUGGACGGAGCACCGGAUACACCAAGUGCGAUGAGUCAAGCCAUGGAGUGA
Nannizzia gypsea CBS 118893 is the source of this 1548-nucleotide messenger RNA. RefSeq names its product Set1 complex component ash2. NCBI's taxonomy places the organism in Eukaryota, Fungi, Ascomycota, Eurotiomycetes, Onygenales, Arthrodermataceae. Gene Ontology annotation, cellular component: Set1C/COMPASS complex. The transcript has 2 exons. The record is from RefSeq and is a predicted model, not a curated record. Gene Ontology annotation, molecular function: protein binding; transcription cis-regulatory region binding. The coding region runs from base 1 to 1548 and encodes 515 amino acids.